AUGCUUUCUAAACGAGAUAAGUUUUUGGUCCAACCAUGGGAACAACGACGAUUUAAUGAUCAUAGAUCAAAAGUAGCUUCAGCGUUGCCAGCAAUCGACGAUUGCGUGCCACCAGCGAGGCCGCACGUUGCACUGAAACUGAAGAAACUUAGAAAAGAACUCGACCGAAAGGCCAAAAUAGAAAGCGAUAACUUUUUCCUCCUACAACGUCUUCACGCCAUCAUGAAAGUCAAUAGACUGGACAACCAUUGGACCAAGCCUUUACCGAAUUUUCAACAACACAAAGUGGGCCAAUUCUUUAAUGUUGAGACGCUAAACAGGAAACUGAUGAUACGGUCAACCAAUACGUCACCGGAUGACUCAUAUUACAACACGACCAACAAGUGCUACGCGUGUGAAUAUAAGAAAAUGAUACACAACCGCAUUGGAGAACCAGACGCAUUACCACCGUUAAGACUUAAACUAAAGUGA
Molecule: messenger RNA, 471 nt
Organism: Aricia agestis (brown argus)
Lineage: Eukaryota; Metazoa; Arthropoda; Insecta; Lepidoptera; Lycaenidae
Exons: 4
Coding region: 1-471 (156 amino acids)
Source: RefSeq, a predicted model, not a curated record